UAGAAGGUUAGAGGGAGGGAGUGAGAGAGUGAGUGAGUGAAUGAGAAAGACCGGCACACAGGGAGUGAAACAGACACAGGGAGAGUAGCGGUUCUUACAUCUAGACGCGUGUAGAUAUUUUGCUCCCGGAGAUUCCAAAUAAAACAAACAAGAACAGCUCGCGCUUGUGACAGGACAGGCACCCGACAGAGAGAGCGAGCCUGCUGAUAUUUGAAUGACUUUUCUGUCUAGUUGAAUUAUUAUUCCGAGGAAUAGUGUCAUAUGUGGAGAUUUCUUAACCUCGGAACGGCUGGCGUUUUUCAGCGCACGAGACACUGAAGAACAAGGAAUACAAUGCUAAGGAUUUUGGAUACCGUGGUCACUGUCUUGACGGUUUCCUUUGUGGUCGAGGGUGUGCUCGGUGGCUACGGGAUGAGCAUGUUCGCCGCGCAAACAUCUCCCCCGGACCCUUGCUACGACGAGAACGGUAACCCAAGGAGAUGCAUCCCCGAUUUUGUGAACUCCGCUUUCGGGAAGGAAGUCCGCACUUCCAGCACCUGUGGUAAGACCCCGGGUAGGUACUGCUUGGUAACUGAGAAGGGCGACGAGAGAAAUAGGAACUGCCAUACUUGCGAUGCCUCGGACCCUAAAAAGUAUCACCCACCGGCAUAUCUAACGGAUCUCAACAACCCCCAUAACCUCACAUGUUGGCAAUCGGAAAACUACAUCCAAUACCCCCAAAACGUCACCAUAACACUGUCACUGGGCAAGAAAUUCGAAGUCACCUACGUAAGCCUGCAGUUCUGCACACCUCGACCCGAAUCUAUGGCUAUCUUCAAGUCUAUGGACUACGGCAAAUCUUGGGUACCUUUCCAAUUCUAUUCCGCCCAGUGCAGGAAGAUGUACUCCAAACCGAGCAAGGCCACCAUUACCAAACAGAACGAACAAGAGGCGAUAUGCACGGACUCCCACACGGACAUGCACCCUCUAUCCGGCGGUCUCAUUGCCUUCAGCACUCUGGACGGCAGACCGUCGGCGCACGACUUCGACAACUCGCCGGUGCUCCAGGACUGGGUCACCGCCACGGAUAUCAAGGUGACGUUCAGCCGAUUGCACACUUUCGGUGAUGAGAACGAGGAUGACUCGGAGCUAUCCCGGGACUCUUACUUCUAUGCGGUGUCCGAUCUGCAAGUUGGCGGUCGAUGCAAAUGCAAUGGCCACGCUUCGCGGUGCGUAAAAGACAGGGAUGGAAACCUUGUUUGUGAGUGCAAACAUAAUACGGCGGGACCGGAGUGCGACAGGUGCAAGCCUUUCCAUUAUGAUCGGCCGUGGCAACGCGCAACAGCUAGAGAAGCCAACGAAUGUGUCGCCUGUAACUGUAACCUGCAUGCCAGGCGAUGCCGUUUCAACAUGGAGCUGUACAAGCUGUCUGGGAGGAAGAGCGGAGGAGUCUGUCUCAACUGUCGUCACAACACGGCCGGACGCCACUGUCACUACUGCAAGGAGGGUUACUACAGAGACCUGUCCAAAACCAUCUCCCACAGGAAAGCCUGCAAAGGUAUGAGGGGUCUGGGGAGGGCUUCUGUCCUGGUCUGAGUGUUAACU
Molecule: messenger RNA, 1584 nt
Organism: Coregonus clupeaformis (lake whitefish)
Lineage: Eukaryota; Metazoa; Chordata; Actinopteri; Salmoniformes; Salmonidae
Product: netrin-1
Exons: 3
Coding region: 334-1575 (413 amino acids)
Source: RefSeq, a predicted model, not a curated record